Messenger RNA from Coregonus clupeaformis (lake whitefish), 855 nucleotides. RefSeq lists its product as uncharacterized. The record is from RefSeq and is a predicted model, not a curated record. The coding region runs from base 1 to 855 and encodes 284 amino acids. Lineage: Eukaryota; Metazoa; Chordata; Actinopteri; Salmoniformes; Salmonidae. Gene Ontology annotation, biological process: actin filament bundle assembly; regulation of actin cytoskeleton organization; actin filament polymerization. The transcript has 4 exons. Gene Ontology annotation, cellular component: neuron projection; stress fiber; synapse.
AUGUAUGUAGUGCUUGAUGAACAGAGCAACAAAUCUCUGGCCAAGACAGAGUUUUUCAAUCUCUUCAACAUCAAUGACAACUCUGCUCCAUACAUCAUGAAGACCUGUUCUGGGGUAACAGAGACUUCAGGCAGGAGAGCCGUCAACUUCAUGGUGGAGUCUAUAGACGGACACAAGAAGCUCACUCUCCCUACUCUGAUAGAGUGUGACAUGAUGCCAGACGAUAGAAUGGAGAUUCCCUCCCCAGACAUUGCGCAUCAUCAUCCCCAUCUGCAACCAGUGGCGGACAAAAUUCCAGCUGUGGACCCAGACGCUCCCAUCCUCCUGCUCUUAGGACGAGACAUCUUAACCUCAGCCCACGCUGGCCUGCUGUCGGACCGAGAUGGAGAACAGGGUCAGGGUCAAGGUGCAGAGGACCAGGAGGACCCAGAGCACGGGAAGGCAGGUGGACCACCACCUCAGCCAGAGGGUCAGGAGGAGGAGGGCAGUGAUCUGAUCAUCCAGCCCAAGAAGCUACUCAACCCGGUCAGAGUCUCCAAGAGCCACCAGGAGCUCCACAGGGAACUAAGGAUGACACACAAGAGAGGUCCAUGUCUGGAGGGGAAGCCAGAGCUCCAGCAUGUUCUGGAACAGAGGAACUGGGAACAGGGGGUGAAACAGAGAAGAGAGGCAGAAGAGGAGAAGAAGAACAGGUCUCCUCUCCAACAGGAACUGCUCAAGAGGCAUCAGAGGCUGGAGGAGCUGGAGAGAGAGCUAAAGGCACAACAGCAGGGCCUGCAGAGUUCCCCAGAGUUCAUCAGAGUUAAAGAGAGCCUGCGAUGCACCACCAUACUGGAUGUGGGGAAGGCAGUUUAA